Molecule: messenger RNA, 2478 nt
Organism: Trichomonas vaginalis G3
Lineage: Eukaryota; Parabasalia; Trichomonadida; Trichomonadidae
Product: glycoprotein 38 family
Exons: 1
Coding region: 1-2478 (825 amino acids)
Source: RefSeq, a predicted model, not a curated record
AUGAUGUUGGUGCUUUAUUUAGCAACAUUAACUCAUGAAAUAAAUUGCGAAAGUGUAAACACAAUGCUUGAAUUUCAUGUGCCAAUAUCAUUAACAUGCACAGAAAUAACAGAACAAUCCUAUUCUGUCUCAUUGAGUUAUGGAUCUGGAUAUGGAUAUAAUAAUUAUAUUUAUAAUGCCACUAUUUCGGAUUCAAACACUUUAACUUUCAUAGUUACGGAUGAAAAACCAUUUACAUAUCUAAAAGUAAAAGAUCCUAAUAAUAGAUAUUAUGCAGUAUCAUCUGUUGUCUUUAAGUCAAAUCCUGCCAUAGAAAAAUUUGAAUAUCCUAGCAGUAGAGAAUAUUAUGCUGGAAGAUGGAACGAAAUUCAAAUUAACACAAUAUUUGAUCAACAUUAUUAUGGAAAAGGAGAAAAUAGUUACAGUAUUGCAAUUUCUCAAGAUCCAAAUGAAACUGAGGAUAUAUUUCAAGAAAACUCACUUUUAUACACUUUUAGAAGUAAUGAAAUGUAUUUUUACAUUCCAAUCAACAUUCAGGAAGGAAAUUAUUACAUCAUCCUUCAGUUUCUAUAUAAAGAUAUAAAUGAAGUUACCAAAAAAUCAAAUUUAUAUAAAUCAAGAGAUUCAAUCUUAGUAAAGCAAUCGAUUAGUAAUAAUCAAUUAUCUGUGGAAUUACAACAAGAUUCACGAGUAUUGAGUAGAAGAACAACUACAUUUUUACAAUAUGAAGCUUAUCCAGCAGUGCCUUUUGCUAAAAUUAUGUAUAAAGCGGGUGAAUUCUCAACGGAUCUAUCAUUGUAUUCUGAAUUUGCGGAGAUUGUUUCUAUUAAUGAAGCUGAUAACUAUAUAUAUGGUCCAGUUGUAAAGCCUGACAUUUUACAUAAGAUUACAUUUGUAUUGAUUGAUACUAAGAAUCUUCAAAUUUUGAAUCAGACAGAAAUCGAUAAUCUAACUAUUCUUCCGGAAUUUGAAAUUGAAAGUUAUACAAUUGAUAAUCCAAAGGAUCCAUAUGGUUAUUACUUUUUGCAACCAAAAGAUGUUAUGACCGGAACAAUUACAUUCAAAUAUCAAACUAUUAAAGAAUAUAUUGAAUUUUAUAAAAGGGAUAUUAAAGGCACAUUAACUGAAAUCCCGGGUGAAAGCCAAAAAUUCAAGUUCUCUAUUAACGUAGAAGUAUCUUACGGUUCAUUUCAACGAUUCUUUUUAACUUUUGAUCAGAAAUCUGAUCGGGCUGAAAUCGAAAUUAUGCUUAGAUACAUGGAAAUGAAUAUCAAUAUUAAUCACUACUUGCCAGUAUCAGGUAUUAUUGGUGGAGACAUAUAUAUUCAUUCAAACCUCAAUAGACUGCAUGAAGUGAAAACAGUUGCAAAAUUUGGUGAAUAUGAUUCAACAAUUUCAUCAUAUAAUUUUGAAAUUGACUCAAGAGAAGGUAAAAACGAAAUUUCAUUUGAUUUUGGAAAUAAGAUCACAUACAAUACAGAUGAACCAUUUCCAACAAAACUAACAUUUGUUUUAAUUGUUAAUGAUGUCAUUGCAGUUCAUAAAACAGCCGAUUUUUUAAUUUUGACACCUCCAAAUAUUGAAUCAAUUACGGACUCAAGCACUACACAUGAAUACACAACGAAUUCUAGAAUGGUAUUGAAUAUUAAGAGAAUAAAGGCAGUUGCAAUGGAAGAUUCAACAAUAAAAUUCCAAUUCGUUAAUCAAGAUACUAAUAUAAUGUCAAAUCCUACAAUUACUGAUACCAAUAAACCAAUAAAAGUCCCCAGCACUGAAAAUAAUUUCACAAUUUUGAUCCCAAUUGCAAACAAUAUUGAACUUGGGCAGAAGAAUUUAUUAGUUAAAAUAGUAGAUCCAACUGGUCAAGAAUCAUCACUCUUCACAAUUCCUGUAACAAUCACACAAGGAAGACAAGUUACAGAAAGUUCAAUAUCAUGCCGUAAGACACAAGAUAUGAUACCUGAUAACAGUGAACAAAUGUUCAAAUGCAAUAUCGAUAACAUUGAAUCAAAUCCUGUUUACUAUAAAGCAAAAAUCGGUACAUAUGUUUCAAGUUCAAGUUAUUCACAAUUUAAUAUCGAUAUUCGUAUAGAACCAAUUGGAAAUGAAAACGAAUUCAAUGUUUAUGUCAAAAUUCCUGAGCAAAAAGAGGAGAAAACAUCAAUUUCAUUUGCAAUGAUUACUUCCAAUGAUAACACGGUCAUCAAAUACUCCGAUAUAACUGAUAUAAAGAUUGCAUCGGCACCUAAAAUAAAAAUUCCUUCAAAUUAUCCAUAUUUUGAAAAAAAUUCAUUAGCACAAUUUGAAUUCUACUUGGAUUAUAUUUGUGACUACCAAUCAAUGAAAGUCCAAUAUAAUGAUCGUGCAAUUAAUAGUGAAUUUCAAGAUGUAAUUUCAAUAUCUCCAUUAAAACAAAUCAAUAGAUAUGGUGAUACUUAUAAUGCAUUUACCGUAACAGUUAAUGUGCAACAAUUGUAA